Xylona heveae TC161 is the source of this 848-nucleotide messenger RNA. Its product is annotated as Gar1-domain-containing protein. The transcript has 6 exons. Gene Ontology annotation, cellular component: box H/ACA snoRNP complex. Bases 56 to 652 code for a protein of 198 amino acids. The record is from RefSeq and is a predicted model, not a curated record. Gene Ontology annotation, biological process: snoRNA guided rRNA pseudouridine synthesis; ribosome biogenesis. Lineage: Eukaryota; Fungi; Ascomycota; Xylonomycetes; Xylonales; Xylonaceae. Gene Ontology annotation, molecular function: box H/ACA snoRNA binding.
CUCGAGAAUAAUUCGAGAUCAUCGAAAAUUUCAACCAUCCAAGCACAUUAACAACAUGGCAUCAAGAGGUGGUUUCCGUGGCCGUGGAGGCUUUUCAGGUGGCCGUGGAGGAGGUCGCGGCGGCUUUCAGCAGUCUUUUGGACCCCCCGCAUCCGUUCUAGAGAUGGGUACCUUCAUGCACGCAUGUGAGGGCGAGAUCGUUUGCGAGUCGAUCAACCCAAAAAUCCCUUACUUCAAUGCGCCAAUCUACCUCGAGAACAAGACCGCGAUUGGCAAAGUCGACGAGAUUCUUGGACCACUUAACCAGGUUUACUUCACUAUCAAGCCUCAGGAAGGCAUUGUCGCAACCUCCUUCAAGUCUGGAGAUAAGUUCUAUAUUGGAGGUGAUAAACUUCUGCCACUAGAGAAGUUCCUGCCCAAGCCUAAGCCCCCGCCAGGCGCUCCCAAGCCUAAGCGUGCCGGUGGUGCUGCACGAGGCGGCGCGAGGGGAGGCAGAGGUGGUGCUAGAGGCGGUGGAAGAGGAGCUCCUCGAGGACGUGGAGGUUUCGGAGGACCUUCUGGUCGCGGUGGUAGCCGUGGAGGGAGCCGCGGUGGCUUCGGUGGCUUCAGUGCCGGUCGUGGUGGCGGACGUGGUGGUAGAGGUCGUUUUUAAGAACUAGAGUUUUCUUACUUUCCAAUGCUUCAUGUUCUUGUCAGGGCGUUCAGGAUUUGUUAGACUACCCUUGAGACUCAAAAAAGACAUUUAGUGUCUCGGAUCUACGUCGGGGUAUUUAAAUCAAAAAGUCCUUUAUCCACUUUAGAAAUACUUUGAGUUUAAUUGUGCGAGAGAACAUAUAAUUGCAUGGCCC